This is a messenger RNA of Arxiozyma heterogenica, 249 nucleotides long. RefSeq names its product U4/U6-U5 snRNP complex subunit LSM6 (gene LSM6). Gene Ontology annotation, molecular function: RNA binding. Bases 1 to 249 code for a protein of 82 amino acids. Gene Ontology annotation, biological process: maturation of SSU-rRNA; mRNA splicing, via spliceosome. Lineage: Eukaryota; Fungi; Ascomycota; Saccharomycetes; Saccharomycetales; Saccharomycetaceae. Gene Ontology annotation, cellular component: P-body; nucleolus; U4/U6 x U5 tri-snRNP complex. The record is from RefSeq and is a predicted model, not a curated record. The transcript has a single exon.
AUGUCUUCCACAGAUUCAGCUAGUGUUUCUACAGAAUUUUUGACAAAUAUUAUUGGAAAACCAGUCAAUGUGAAAUUACAUUCUGGGAUGCUUUAUACCGGUACAUUAGAAUCAAUUGAUGGGUUUAUGAACGUAACAUUAUCAUCCACCACUGAACAUUAUGAAAAUAGUAAUAAUGGACUUCUCCAUAAAUACUCCAGUGAUAUUUUCCUAAGAGGAACUCAAGUGCUGUAUAUUAGUGAGGUAUAA